ACUGGGGCAGGCGGUUCCUCUAAAAAGGGGGGAAGAAACGGAAAGCCGGAGAUUUGCCCGCCGAGGACGCUCCUAAGAAGAAAAAGAUGAAGAAGAAAGAAUUGGCUAUGCCCCGCUCAUCCUCGGUCUGCGAAGAGGAACUUCAGGCUCUAGUUCCUGAAGCUAUCCCUGAGGUUGGGACCUCGGAGGAUGAUGAGAAUGAGACUAUCGCCCUCCGCCGACGGAGACGGGAGAGUCGAGUCACCGAGGAGGUAUCCCGUGGAACCUUGGCCGGUGAUCUACCUUCUACUGAGGUUCCGAGGGGAAUAUCGACUUUGGGCGGACAGCGGGACCGCUCGAGGAAUGAGUCCCCUGCUCAUGUCACGGAGGGAUCUGAGACCCGAGUAUCCGGUCGCCCUAAGGAAACCCCGGCAGAUGAGUUCAGAUUCGAGUUUAACCGUGAGCUUCCGCUGGCUUGCUACCCGGAAGAUUGUGCUCGCCUGUUACGGUUGGUCAAAGGCGGUCCCGAUCAACUCCCUUCAGUGGGAGAUCUCAUCUUCAAAGAUGAGUAUGAGCACGCCUCUUGCUCGUCUGUAAAGAGCCACGGCGACUGGAAUGUUCUGGUCGGGAAGUAUGACACAGCCCUUAGGCGGGCCAGAGAGCAGAUCCGUGAGAGCGAAGAAGCCAAGAAGAAAGUGGAGGAGGCUCUUCGGGUGUCUUCGCGGGAAAAGGCUGAAGCCAUUGCUCGGGAGAAAUCUCUCAGGAAAGCGUUUGACGAGACGCGAACGUCUGAUGCGGCUGAACUGCAGAUGUGUAAGGAGGCGAUGAACAAUCUCGAGUUCGUGGUGGAUAAGCAGCGGAAGGAAAAGGCUGAUCUAGAGGCAAAAAUGGCUGCGGAAUUGCUAAGGCAUUCCGAGGAGAUGGACAGGCUUCGGAAAUCUCGUAAAUACGAGGUCACGCACGAGAGGAUUCGCGUGCUGAUUGCCAUGAUCGCUAAAGCCGAGAAACGCUUUCACAGGAUUUCCCUUCGUGAAGACAAAAGGGACAAAUACGACGAUGCUCGGUGUCUCUAUAGUCAAGCCUUCGGGACGAGGAAAUGUCUCGAGCAAAUCAAGGCCUCUGGUGUUGAGAUCCCGCAGGAAACCAUCGACUUCUUCAUCGGGCAAGAGAAGCACUACGAGGAAGAAGCAGAGCGUUUGGAGGUAAAGGAGAUUCCGGCGGAAGAUCUUUGCCUUUCUCCGCUAGUGUUGGAGUCUCGAUUUUUAAUCGAGGAAAUUGCCGCUAUUGCUCUGCGUACUCCUCUUCGUCCUGAAGAUCCGGUGGAGAAGCCCGCUCAAACUGCUGUAUCUUCCAACCAACCCACCGAUCAAGAUGCUGAUCUCGCGAAGCAGACAUCGGCGGGAGCGGUUGUUCACAAGGACGGGGCAGUGCCGACCAUUGUGCUAACAGAUUCCCCCGCUAAGGCGUCGAAGAAUGCCAGUUCAUCUGCUUCCUCGUCGGAAGACCCGGAGAAGGGUGACGAUGAUCCCGCGGGGAUGCCUAUUGCGGACGCGACUGCUCCAGCCCAGCCAAAUUUGGUCGCAUCUCGGGUCCCGGAGAAAAGACGGUGA
Messenger RNA from Brassica napus (rape), 1589 nucleotides. RefSeq lists its product as uncharacterized. Lineage: Eukaryota; Viridiplantae; Streptophyta; Magnoliopsida; Brassicales; Brassicaceae. The transcript has 3 exons. The record is from RefSeq and is a predicted model, not a curated record. The coding region runs from base 87 to 1589 and encodes 500 amino acids.